AGGAAGGAUCAGAGUGUGUUGUUGAGAACGUCCUCUGCUGUCACGGAACAUACUUCAGUCUGUUUUGGCAACAGGACACACAUGUUGGCUGCUAUAGCUGAUGUCAUGGCCUGGGGAGAGUCACUCGACCAACUGCUAGAGUGUAAAACAGGCCAGCUGGUGUUUGAGAACUUCCUGAAAACAGAAUACAGUGAGGAGAACCUUUCCUUUUGGCUGGCCUGCGAGAACUACAAGAAAAUCACCAGUGAGGCAGAAAUGACAGACGCCGCCAACGGGAUCUACGCGGAGUUUGUCCGGGUCGAUGCUCUGAGACAGAUAAAUAUUGACUGUGUGACAAGAGAAGAAAUCAGCCGGAAUCUCUCUCAGCCGGGGCCAGAUUGCUUUGACAGCGCGCAGAGACUGAUAUACAGCCUGAUGGAAAAUGACUGUUAUCCACGAUUUCUGAAAUCCGAAAUCUACCAAGCUCUCCAGGAACAGGCAGAGCAAGCCAUGAAAGCAACUUGAGGAAAUAGAGCUCGGCCCGACGCGUCUCCAAAUGACUGACUCUGCUCUUCUGUGGACUCUCCUUAGAAUUUCAGUUCUAACACAAAACGGCUUGGCUGUGUGAAAUGAAGCAGAAGUGAAAGGAGAUACAGAGCCGUCGGUACGGGGGAUUGACAGGAUGUUAUAGUCAGACAUUAUCUAAAUAAUGUAUGAAGCAGCUUUUUUCCUUGCUAUCAUUGCCUUAUAUUGCACACAGACACCUAUAAUUCAGUCGAAGUCUGACAUCAUGUUCGGAAAGUUUGACGUUUAUUUUGAAUGACACGUUUCAAGGGUGAAUUGAGUGUAAUGUGUGGCACAGACGAGUCCAUCGUACCCCGUGUUUUGAAAAUUGAUCUCAUGCAGAAAAACCCGUCAAUAUUUAUACUGCUGUCAACCGAGUAAUGGUGUGUUUCCUCUACACUUAUCACUUAUUCUGUUUUGAUACAUCAGGAAAUCUGUGUAUAUCUUCUGAUAUACAGAAUAAUACAGAAAUGUGUGUUCUUAUCUGGGAGGGUUCCCUGAAUAACCUAUGACGAGCACUGUAUUAAGUCUGUGAAUCACUGCCCGUGUCAUUUUGUUUUCAGUGGAUCACACAACAGAACGACUGCAGUUACUUUUUCUGUGUAUGUUAUCUUAAAAAAAAAAACACUUUUCGGCAAAUGGUAUAAGUUAAUGAUCACGAAUGAUCAUGAAAUAUUCCCCACUAUUGGGACACAUUCCUGUAAAUGUAUAUAUUGUUUUUGUAAAUUACAGAUUAGGAAUUGAAUCAAGACAAGGCUGUCACCAGGAAUUUCUUCUUCAAAAAAAAAGCAGUAUAUUGAGCCUCUGAAACCAUGUAUACAUUGUAGAACUGUGGACAUUUCUAAACUGGCUAUUAAACCCAGUGAAAUUAAAUGGUUACUUGGUCAGCAGACAGU
Molecule: messenger RNA, 1439 nt
Organism: Solea senegalensis (Senegalese sole)
Lineage: Eukaryota; Metazoa; Chordata; Actinopteri; Pleuronectiformes; Soleidae
Product: regulator of G-protein signaling 1-like
Exons: 4
Coding region: 82-504 (140 amino acids)
Source: RefSeq, a predicted model, not a curated record